Dermatophagoides farinae (American house dust mite) is the source of this 2826-nucleotide messenger RNA. RefSeq lists its product as uncharacterized. Lineage: Eukaryota; Metazoa; Arthropoda; Arachnida; Sarcoptiformes; Pyroglyphidae. The record is from RefSeq and is a predicted model, not a curated record.
ACAACAACAACAACAACAAUGAUCAUAUUAAAACAAUGGCAAAUCAAUAAUCGUUUACUUUACUCGAUUCAGCCAUAUUUGAUUAUGAUGAUACUUAUGUUAAGAUCUAAUCAAUCAUCAUGUAUCAUCAAUGAUAACAGCACUAAUAUUAAUAAUAAUAAUAAUAACAUCACCAAUGUGACAACCAAUUUGGAAAUAGCCAAUAGCAUAAAUUUGCCAUCAUUAUUAUUACCAAUAGCCAAAACUUCAGAUGAUAAUAAUACAAAUCAAAAUGAAAGUGAACAACAAUCAUCAAUCAAACGAUUCGAUUAUGGUGAAUCGAUUGGAUAUUUAGAUCGAUAUAAAAAUCCAAAUAGUUGGAAUGAAUGGAAUGAAAAUGGCAUCUUUGAUGAUGAUAAUGAUGAUGAGGAUUUUGGUGAAUAUUUUGAAUCAGAUAAUUGGCCUGAAUUUAGUCAGGCAUCAUCGAACCAUCAUAUUCAACAUCGACCAUUUGAUCAAUUGCAACAACAACAAAGACCAAAUAAUUUUCAAUCAAAUUCGAAUAAUAAUAAUAAUAAUUAUAAUAAUCAAGGAAAUGGUAAUUUUAGUCAAAGCAAUGAUAAUAAAAACAAUAACAACAACAAUUUGAUGCAACAAGGAAAUUUUCAACAAUCACAACAACAUUAUCAACAGAAUGGUGGACCACAGGGACCUCAGUUCAAUAAUAAUAAUAAUAAUAAUAAUCAAGGACCAAUGAAUUAUAAUCAAGGGCAACCUCAACAACAACAACAACGACAACAAAAUUUUAAUCAAGUUUCACAGCAGCAAAAUAAUCAGAAUCAAGGUGGAGGAGGAUGGCAACAACAAAAUAAUCAAAAUUUUAACCAUGGACCAUCACAACAUCAAAAUAAUCAGAAUCAAGGAGGAGGAGGGUGGCAACAACAAAAUAACCAAAAUUUUAACCAUGGAUCAUCACAACAACAGAAUCAACAAUGGCAGCAGAAUCAGAAUUUCCAGCAAGGUCCAUCAUCAAUACAACAACAACAGCAACAAUCCAAUAACAAUAAUCAAGGAAGCUAUCAGCAGCCACAACAACAAAACCAGAAUUUCAACCAAGGUUCAACAAUGUCACAAAAUCAAGAAGGAUGGAGACCAUUACGACAAAAUCAGAAUUUUAAUCAUGCUCCACCUCAACAACAAAAUCUAGGUGAAUGGCAAUCGAAUCAGAAUUCUCAGGAAAAUUCUCCACAACAACAACAAAAUUAUGGUCAAGGCCCCCAAAAUUUUCAGCAAGGACAACAAUCACCACAAGGACAAUAUCAAAAUCAAGGCCAAUUUCAGAAUAAUCCUAAUCAACAACAAUUCAAUGGCAAUAAUCAACAGAUGAGUAAGAAGACAAUUCAAGCUGCUGUCAUUACACAUCGUCCCGUACAAUUUAUACGCGUACCUGCGACUCAAUCACAACAAAAUCGUCCACCAAUGGUUUUCAAUCUAACGCAAAAAGAUCAUGGCCCUAUCGUUUUGAAUGUUAAGGACAUUUUUAAAACUCCACCGAAAACUCCUCCAAUUUCCGAAGAACAAUUCUUUGGACCAUUACCACAAAAUAAUGUUCAACAGAAUUCACAACAACAACAUAAUAAUCAGCAGCAAAAUUUUAAUCAAAAUUAUAACCAACAAGGUGGUCAACAGAAUCAAAACUAUAAUCAACAGGGUCCACAACAGAAUUUCAACAAUUCACCGAUGCAGCAUCAACAACAAAAUCAGAAUUACAAUCAAGUUUCAUCGACGCAGCAACAGGACCAGAUUUACAACCAAAAUCAAAACAAUCAAAAAUCCCAUCAACAAAAUUACAAUCAAAAUCAACAGCAAAAUUUCAACAAUGGCCCAUCGCAACCGAAUCAAAACUAUAAUCAAGGACCACAACUAAACCAAAGUCCACCAUCACCGUCACAACAACAACAACAAAACUAUGAUGAUAAAUCCUUUCAACAACAACAACCUGAUCAAUUCUACGGAUCUUCGAAUCAAAAUAAUCAUGAAACAUUUGAUGCAAUCAUACCGGAACAACCAAUCUAUGAUGAUCCACCAGUACAGCCUAUGCAACAAUUUUAUUCACCACCACAGCAGCCAUAUUUCAAUCAAUUCAAUGGAGCACCACCACCUGUAGUACCGGUAAUGCCGAUUCAGAUGCCAUUGCAAAUGGCCAUGCCUUUGCCAGUACCUAUGGUUCAACCACAACAACAACAGAAUUUUGCUAAUAAUAAUUAUCCACCAAACAAUUUUAAUAAUCAACAACCACAGCAGCAACAGGAACAACAGCAACAACAAAAACAACCGGUUAAAUCGAAUAAUUCGAAUAAAAAUCAAUCUGGCAAACAGAAACAUUUAUUAUCCAAUACAAAGAAUAAAAAAUCAACAAUUAAUUUUCAUCGUCGUCCAUCUAGAUUUCGUUCACCAAUGAUGAAUUUACGUAAUCGUUUUAAUCGUUUUCAUCAACAACAUCGUUAUCCAAUGAAAGGAUCACAUAGUGUUAAUAGUGUACGAUUAGUAUCACCAUCAGUAGCCACUCGUCAUAAAAAGAAAAAACGUACAUUCAAAAAACUAGGUAAACGAUUGAAAAGUUUAAUGCAUCAACGUCGUCGUCCAUCGUUUAUCGGGUAAACAACAUGAAUAGACAUUGAAAAAAAAAUAUCAAAACUAAUCUUGUGUAAUGAACGGAAAAGCAUUUAUUUAUUUCAAUUCAUUUAUUUUCACACACACACACACACACAUACACACAUUUCAUUCAAUUCGAUUAGAUAUUCGAUCUAUUCGGGUAUAUUUAUUACUACAACUUGUUUUUUUAUU